Molecule: messenger RNA, 2489 nt
Organism: Glycine soja
Lineage: Eukaryota; Viridiplantae; Streptophyta; Magnoliopsida; Fabales; Fabaceae
Exons: 8
Coding region: 65-1945 (626 amino acids)
Molecular function (GO): nucleotidyltransferase activity
Source: RefSeq, a predicted model, not a curated record
AUGUUUGUGUUGUUGUCUAGGUUUUUUUUGCUGCAGGCUUAAGUAAAUUAUAAUCUCUGCAGCAAUGGAUGAUAAACAAGAAAAUUUGUUACCAUCCUCCUUGCCUAGUCAGUUGUUAUCAAUUGAUGAGGAACUAUGGCGGAUGAUUGAAGAGAGGGCGCAAGAGAUAUUAUGGACAAUUCAACCCAAUGUAUUAUCUGAGGUGAACAGAAAGAAUAUUAUUGAUUAUGUUCAGAGGCUGAUUGGAGAGUAUUGUGGUGCACAGGUUUUCCCAUUUGGUUCUUUUCCUCUAAAAACCUAUCUUCCUGAUGGAGAUAUCGACUUGACAGCUCUUAGUCAUGAAGAUGAAGAGGAGGAUUUGGUACGAGCAGUAUGCAAUAUACUUAAAAGUGAAGAUGACUCUGAAUACCAAGUAAAAGACAUAGAACAUAUACGUGCACAGGUUCAGGUUGUGAAAUGUACAGUGAAAAAUAUACCAGUUGACAUCUCUUUCAAUCAAAUGGCUGGACUCUAUACUUUAUUCUUUUUGGAGCAGGUUGACCAACUUGUUGGAAAGAACCAUAUUUUCAAACGCAGUGUGAUCUUAAUCAAAUCCUGGUGCUACUAUGAAAGUCGAAUUCUUGGUGCACAUUGUGGCCUGUUAUCAACAUAUGCGACAGAAAUAUUAGUCUUAUAUAUUAUCAAUCGUUUUCAUUCGUCAGUGCGGGGUCCUCUAGCGGUGUUAUACGUAUUUUUGGACUACUACAGCUCAUUUGAUUGGGAGCAUAAUUAUAUUAGUAUAUGGGGUCCAAAAGUCUUAUCCUCCCUUCCAGAAAUUGUUGAUACACCAGAAUAUGAUCAGGGUGAAUUCUUGCUCCAGAAAGAGUUUCUAAAAAACUAUAGGGAUAUGUGCUCUUCCAAAGCAAAGGCAUCUGAGACAAUGACCAAUGCAUUUCCUGUUAAGCACAUGAACAUCUUGGAUCCUUUAAGAAAUAAUAACAACCUAGGUCGUAGUGUCAACAUAGGCAAUUUGAGUCGAAUAAGACUUGCUUUUUCCCUCGGUUCUCAAAGGCUAAAGCAAAUCCUCACUCUCGCGGGAGAAAACAUGGGUGCAGCACUUGAGAAGUUUUUCUUCAACACUUUGGAAAAUAAUGGGAAAGGGGAAAGGGCAGAUGUUGGCGUUCCUGUUUCUCCAUUUGGUACUGGAAGAUUUGAAGAGUCUGUCCUCAGUGGAGAUUACGAUAGUUACUAUGGUUGGUCACAAUAUGUUCAACAAUAUCCUAAUUAUGCCAUGCCAGUAACAACUGUACCUUCCCAUUUUCCAUCUCCACCUCAUCAGGACAAUAUCCUUGCACUAUCGACACAACUAAACUGGAGUGAAGGCGAUUUUCCUGCAUUAUCAGCACAGCAAAAUUGGAGUAUGUUUUAUCAAAGUGGUACCAAUGUAUAUAUCCCAGGACAAACACUCUUUCAUCCAACUUACAGCCUUGGAAAAGGAGGAAGAUCACGAGGAACAGGGACAUAUAUACCUGACUUGAGUUAUAAUUGCUACUGGGAUAUACAUGCGAAGGCAAACAGGCCAAGGAGAUUUCCUUAUGCAAAGCACAAUGCAUUACUCAAAUCAUCUCCCAAAAGUCAGCAAGAGAAAGAGUUUCAUACUGAGACAAAACCAUUUGAGCUUUCAGAUGAAGACUUCCCCCUUAUUCCAAACGUUUACAAGGCUACACCGCCAACACAAGCUCAAGAGUCUACUCCGUUAACAAAGGUUCAUUCUGAGACAGACAAGGAUGGUAAUUCAAGGUUGUCUGAGCUCUUAAAUGAAGAUUUCCCCCUUCCUUUGUCAGCACAAGUCAAAGAGUCUGCUCCAUUGGCAAAGGUUCUUUCUAAGACAAACAUGGAUGGAAAUUCGCGGUCAUUUGAGCUCUCAAAUGAAGAUUUCCCCCUUCUUCAACGCACUCACAAGUAGUCUGCUCCGUUAACUAAGCAAGACAAGAGUUCCCCAUCCUCUAAAGAGUCUAAACUAAAAAUAUUGAGCUUGAAACUCACAAGUAUCCACAGUCACUGGAAAAACAACGUUUGUCAACAAAGGGUGAGAAAUAAGAUUCUAGUAUUUCAUCAUCUCAAGAAACUAUGCUGGUAGUUCCAAAGGUGGAAUUGGAGUAGAAAGAGGUAUAUCUCCUGAGAGCAAUGAGCAGAUGGAUUGACAGUUUUAUCAUUGAUAUUUUGUAGGAUACUAAACGGAAUUCUAAUGUAUUGUUGGUGGGCUCAUGUUCUGAUCUAAUAACUUGAAAAUAAUAGCUAAAUUUUCUUUUUCUUUUUAGAUAUGUCAAUUUGGGAGAAAAUUGAUAGUAUAGUCUCAAAUUUCAUAGGAACAAACAAUUGGUAGGGAUGUUAACCGAUUUUGCUCGGCUUUGGUGGGAAUAAUUUACCAUUACUCUAGGGACAAGGACAGAAUGGCAUAUUUGUUCUGAAGAACUUGUACAUAGUAAGUUAAAUCUUUUGAUCUUUUA